AUGUGCAUACCAAGGGCGCUAAUCCCGCUGCUGCUCUUCUGUUAUCGACUGCAGACAUGUCUGGCCAAUUGCGAUGGGCGCUGUGUGCGCAGUCCUUCGUCCGGGCAGCUCUUCCGUUUCAUACCCGUACGCCUGUACACGCCGGAGCAGCUGGAGCAUAGCGCGGAGUUGCUGGUGCGCCAGCCACGUCAGCAGCAAAUCGUGCAAGAGGUGAUUGUGGAGAACAAUUUCGGGGGUCUGGGCCCGGGCGGUUUUGGGGGUCCACCCUUUGGUGGUCUGCCGCCUUUCGGUGGCCCGCCAUUUGGCGCCGGAUCCGGCUUUGGUCGUGGCGGCUUUGGACGCGGCGGCACAGUUGGUGGCUUUAGCAGCGGCUUCAGCGGUGGCUUUGGUGGUGGCUUUAGCAGCGGCUUUGCACGCAGCUACGCGCCAGCCGAGCAGCCAGAGCAACCAGAGCAACCAGCCAUUCCAGCCAAGUGCAAUGCGCCCAGCAUUAAGGCGCCGCCCUGUGCCCAAAGCUAUGUGUUCUCCUGCGACGCGGUACUGAAGCCAGUGCCCUGUGCAGCGCCAGAUGGCAAUUGUGGCUAUUGA
Drosophila novamexicana is the source of this 588-nucleotide messenger RNA. RefSeq names its product vitelline membrane protein Vm26Ab (gene Vm26Ac). The record is from RefSeq and is a predicted model, not a curated record. Bases 1 to 588 code for a protein of 195 amino acids. Lineage: Eukaryota; Metazoa; Arthropoda; Insecta; Diptera; Drosophilidae. The transcript has a single exon.